This is a messenger RNA of Lactuca virosa, 222 nucleotides long. Lineage: Eukaryota; Viridiplantae; Streptophyta; Magnoliopsida; Asterales; Asteraceae. The record is from the annotation of a GenBank genome assembly.
AUGCAACUUCAGAAUCGCGGUUGCCUUUUGGUUUUUUGGUUCCAUUUUGAUGGCGUGUGGAUUCUUGUGUUGGAUCAUCUUGGAGAGUUGGCUUAUAACUAUAUAUCUCGGACAAGAAGAAGUUUGGUAACUGCCUGCCAGAUCCGUAGAACAUGGGUUUCAAAGAAGAUAAAAGUAUCAUCAGUCAAUCUUUCUGAUAUAUCGAGUCAAAGCAAAAGCUAA